Gordionus sp. m RMFG-2023 is the source of this 1539-nucleotide messenger RNA. RefSeq names its product fibroleukin-like. NCBI's taxonomy places the organism in Eukaryota, Metazoa, Nematomorpha, Gordioida, Chordodea, Parachordodidae. Bases 1 to 1539 code for a protein of 512 amino acids. The record is from RefSeq and is a predicted model, not a curated record. The transcript is spliced from 10 exons.
AUGGGCUACCAAUGGCUUAAAGUGGACCAUUUAAACACCCUUUUGCUCAACUUAUCAUUUCGAACAGGGCAGUUAGAAAAUGCAUCAAAAGACGCCUUUUACAAAUUGAAAGCGGUAUCUAUUAAAGCUCAAAAAUCGGAAUUCGGGGGUUUACAAAGGCAAAAAAUGAUAGACCUAUUGUUUCAAACUCAAGAAGCCAUAUCUAGUCUCCAAAUCGAAUUAUCGACCAACAUGUCUCUUACAAUAUCCAAGACCCGCGAAUUAGAAACUAAAACAGAAGCUCAUGCUAUUAAAUUGCUAAAUUUGUCUUUAGAAGUUUGUAAAGAUAUUAGCGAGAGAUUACAAAUGAAACUUGAUACGAUGGGGAAUGCCAUAACUCUUCUCAAUCAUUCCACUAAAAUCGAACAAUUUUUGAUCAAAAUGAAAGAUGUGCAAAGCCGAUUGAGUCAGACACCGACAUAUGUUGAUUUACAGAGUCUGAAGAAAACAUUAGGUAUGAUCAAGAAUGAAUUGAUUAGAGUCAAAGGAAACGAGAUAGAACAUUUAACUACAAUGGCGGAUGGUGUAUCAAGGAUGGUGUCCAAAAUAAUCAAUAUAUUUCCUCAUGACUGUUCAAUGGACUGGAAUUUUGUUAUGCAGGAUUAUAAGAGCGGCGUUUACGUGAUUAAACCUAACUUGUCUAAGGAUGUCUUCGAAGUUUAUUGCGACAUGGAUGAAAUCAUCAAAAAUGAACAUACGAUCCAAAAUAACGCAUUUAUCAGCGGCACCAUCAAAAAGAAUGAUAAUGAUGACCUAUACAAAGGUAAGGGUUGGACAGUUAUACAAAGAAGAAUCGAUGGAACAGUUAAUUUCACUAGAGAUUGGAAUGAUUACAAAUGGGGUUUCGGGAAUUUGACAGGUGAGUUUUGGCUAGGUAAUGAACGUUUGUACCAAUUAACCAAUCAACAUGAGCAGCAAUAUAUCCUGAGAAUAGAUAUGUGGGAAGACUCAGUGACAUCUUCAACCACUUCCCAAGUAUACAGGGCCGAAUAUGAAUAUUUUAAGAUUGGCCCAGAAUCAGAUGGCUACUUUUUAAAUAUUGGUCGUAUAUUUAAUGAAACUGCUACGAAAUACUUUAAAGGUUUUAACCCAGUAAACUCAAAAGAUGAUGAUAGUAUUACCGAAAAUGAUGAUAAUAAAAGAGUGGACAGCGUUUUAAAGGAGGGUUUAGCUAGUGCAAAGGAUAAUGAUGAUGAAAAUAAUGUAAUGUACGUUUCAGAUUGUUUGGCACAGUACCAUAACGGAAUGAAGUUCAGCUCUAUCGAUAAAGACCAAGAUGCUAGCUCAACGAACUGCGCCAAAUUUUAUUCUGGAGGUUGGUGGUAUUCCAAUUGCCAAAAGUGCAACCUUAAUGGAAGGUAUGGGAUAGGCAUAACUUGGUUUGAUUCGUUUAUCAAAAAGGAUUGGAUCAAGUCCACCAAAGGUGAUACCGAGAUAACUAUCAGUUUACCUAUAGAUGAGACAGAGGCCUUUUUUAUCUUUUCCCAAGCAAAUAGGUGA